GGAAGCUGCUGGCGGCCGGUGGGCGACCUGUGCUCCGGGCGCGGCGGCCCCGCGGGUCCGGACCCGACGCCCGGCCGGCCCCGUCCCGACACCCCGCCCCGUCCCGACCCGAGCUGGCCCGGCCCUUCCAGCAUCAUGGCCAGUCCAAGAACCAGGAAAGUUCUUAAAGAAGUCCGAGUGCAAGAUGAGAACAAUGUUUGUUUCGAGUGUGGUGCAUUCAACCCUCAGUGGGUGAGUGUGAGCUACGGCAUCUGGAUCUGCCUGGAGUGUUCUGGGAGACACCGGGGGCUUGGUGUGCACCUCAGCUUUGUGCGCUCUGUUACAAUGGACAAAUGGAAGGACAUCGAGCUGGAGAAGAUGAAGGCUGGUGGGAAUGCGAAAUUCCGAGAGUUCUUGGAGGCACAGGAGGAUUACGACCCUGACUGGUCCCUGCAGGACAAGUACAACAGCAGGGCGGCAGCCCUUUUUAGAGAUAAGGUGGCCACGCUGGCUGAAGGUAGAGAGUGGUCUCCAGAGUCAUCACCUGCCCAAAACUGGACCCCACCUCAGCCCAAGAUGCUGUCGUCUGCUGCUCACAGAUCCUCCAGCCAGCCUCAGAAUGUGAGCACCUCAGGGGAUAAGGCCUUCGAGGACUGGCUGAAUGAUGACCUCAGGUCCUACCAAGGGGCCCAGGAGAACCGCUACGUGGGGUUUGGAAACACGGUGCCACCUCAGAAGAGAGAAGACGACUUCCUCAACAAUGCCAUGUCAUCCCUGUACUCGGGCUGGAGCAGCUUUACCAUGGGAGCCAGCAAGUUUGCUUCUGCAGCCAAGGAAGGUGCUACAAAAUUUGGAUCCCAAGCAAGUCAAAAGGCUUCAGAGCUGGGCCACAGCCUGAACGAGAACGUCCUCAAGCCCGCCCAGGAGAAGGUGAAGGAGGGAAGGAUUUUGGAUGAUGUGUCCAUUGGGGUCUCUCAGUUGGCAUCGAAGGUUCAGGGAGUUGGCAGUAAAGGAUGGCGGGAUGUCACCACCUUUUUUUCUGGGAAGGCGGAGGACCCUUUGGAUAGGCCCCCGGAGGGCCAGAGCUACCAGAACAGCGGUGGGGACAACUUGCAGAACAGCGCCCUGGACCAGAGCUUCUGGGAGACCUUCGGGAACGCGGAGCCCGCGAAGACCAAGUCGCCCAGCAGCGAGAGCUGGACGUGUGCGGACGCCUCGACGGGGCGGAGGAGCUCAGACAGCUGGGACGUGUGGGGCUCGGGCUCCGCGUCCAACCACAGGAACAGCAACAGCGACGGCUGGGAGAGCUGGGAGCCCACCGGGGAGGGCAGGGCCAAGGCCUCCAAGACGGCAGCCCCCUCUACGACCGCUGACGAGGGCUGGGACAACCACAACUGGUAGGACCCCGCUCCGCCCCCGGCCCGGCCCAGCCCGUCGGGGCAGCUGCCGUGUUUGCACUUUGCCCUCGUUGCUCCUCGUCAUUCCUUCCACUGACCCAAGAAACGACCUCGGAGAGAAGACAGGCUGGACUCGGGCCGGCGCCCCCCGGGGCCCGCCGCCCGCCUCGCCACCCGCGUGCCUCCCCUCCCCGACGCUGGGGGGCAGGCUGGGGUGCCGUCGGCAAGGCCCGGUGGCUGCUUUUGUUGAAAAGUUCCUAUUCACCAUCCACGGUCUGCUCUCGUGUUUUCUUUGUGAAGAAAAUGACUGGAAUCUUAAAAGAUAAACAUGCCCAAAGCAGGACUGGAGCUCGCACUGCCAUCCAACGCCCCUCCCCCGUCCACGUCUCCUCGUGGCCUGUGCCGUGACGCCAUGACCCACCCUCAGGCCCACCUGCAUCUCCCUGUCGCCCAGCCCCCAGUCCCGCAGGACAGACCCUCCCCCGACGGCCCUGACCUGAAGCCACACCGGUCUCUGCCUCGAACUCCUCCAUCUCUGGACGCGCUGGACGACUCAGAUGUCUGUCCCCUCCCACCCCGCUGUACAGGGAUCCUGAUGGUGGGUGGGGUGGGCACAAGGGCAGGUAGGGCCUGUGUUCACUGCCAGGGGCAGGGCAGCCGCCUUGCUGGGGACACUGUCCCAGGGGGGCAGCUCCUUGCCUGCUUCACUGUGUGUUGUGUCUGCACAGCUAGACGUUCUUGCCAGCCCAGACCCGGGGUCAGUGCCACUGAGCACGCACGCUGUGGCCCCGGCCCUCCGUCCGGCCCGGGCCCUGUCCCAUGUGGCGUUGGGGUGUCAGCAGCCAUCCUGCAGCCCUCCAGCUUGGAGCCGGUUGGACAGUGAAGAGUACUGUGCAGGCCCCUUGGACAUGGGGACCCCAGUGCCCUGCAGAUAAGACCCUUCGCGUGAUGGCGGUGCUCCCUGGGACGGCCCGCCGGCCAAGGAUUGGAGCAGCCCUGUGGGAGACCGGGAGGGCACGGUGGGGCCUCCCAUCCCCACACCACUCUUUUCUGAUCCUCAGUCUGACCAGCAGUGCAUGACCUGAA
Perognathus longimembris pacificus (Pacific pocket mouse) is the source of this 2462-nucleotide messenger RNA. RefSeq names its product ADP ribosylation factor GTPase activating protein 1 (gene Arfgap1). Lineage: Eukaryota; Metazoa; Chordata; Mammalia; Rodentia; Heteromyidae. The transcript is spliced from 13 exons. Gene Ontology annotation, biological process: regulation of ARF protein signal transduction; regulation of endocytosis. Bases 136 to 1380 code for a protein of 414 amino acids. The record is from RefSeq and is a predicted model, not a curated record. Gene Ontology annotation, molecular function: GTPase activator activity. Gene Ontology annotation, cellular component: Golgi membrane.